This is a messenger RNA of Triplophysa rosa, 2493 nucleotides long. RefSeq names its product adipose secreted signaling protein (gene adisspa). Lineage: Eukaryota; Metazoa; Chordata; Actinopteri; Cypriniformes; Nemacheilidae. Bases 193 to 720 code for a protein of 175 amino acids. The record is from RefSeq and is a predicted model, not a curated record. The transcript is spliced from 6 exons.
AUUAAGUAACCAUCACUAACCAAUGGCUGCCGCUCCUUUCUCGUGAGCGUCAGACCUGCUGCGUUCAAAGCGCACUGUCAGGCACUGCGCUUCAAGCAUCGCUGCAAACUAAAGGGGUCUGUCUCUCUGUUAUUUAGAGAUGACAUUACAUUGACGUCAGACAUCAUCGGAUUUCCCUGGCCUUAUGUGGACAUGGCAACAGGAAGGAAAAGCUCCACUUCAAAAGGUGGAGUGCGUUUCCCUGACGAUGAGGAAGAUGCUCCCAUCGACAACAGUUGUGACGAAAAGGCUCAGGACAAAAUCCUCACUGCUAUACCAGAACCCGAUGGAGCAUAUCUUGUAAAGGCGGGGUUCUUAAGGAGCCAUCACAAAUAUGAAAUUGUCUUCUCUCUGCCGCAAGUCCCCGCGCUGGGCAAAGAUGUCACUCUCUCCCCCGCGCUUCGCACGACGGCACGGCCGCGUCUACGUGCCACACGCAUCACGCCGCGCCCUGAGGGGGGAGUGAAGGUGGUUUGUGAGUACAGCACCCAGCAGGAAGGUGUAGUACAGGAGGAUCUCACGCUGGUCAACAGGAGCAGAAGAGACAGCAGUGUUAAAGUUAGAUUACAGGCCAGAGUCAUGGAGCGCCAUCACGGGACCCCGAUGUUACAUGACGGCGUGCACUGUAUUGGAGAGGAAAAGCAAGCCACUUCCAAAAAUAAUGACACGAAGAAGAUGUGACAGAAGGAGUUUGCUUUCUGUGUCAAUGAGGAUAACUUACCCCUAGUCCUUGAGGAUCUACUGAUGGCUUUCUGCACUAACACAAAUGAAUCAUCUGAUCACAGGUCUGCUGUCACAAAUUCAAUCUAACCUAAGCUUUCAAGUUGUAAAGGUCAAGGGUAGCUAUGGGAAUGUUAAGAUAUGAGGUGUGCUGUUUUGUAGCGUAUGUCAUGUAGAAUGUGGGUCUGUUCUCAUAAUAACCUUUUAGCAUACUGUAUCUGCUUUUCUAGACAAUCUGAAACAGAUUACUUUUAAGUGAUACGUUAAGAAAUGCAUAAAGAGACAUGGAUAGGCAGGAUAUUUACUUCCCACUUACAUGAUCAAUAUAAGGAUGUAUUUCACUGUGUUUAUGAAAAAAUGAAAAGGUGCUAUAACAUCCACGAAGCAUACUGUAGAACAUGUUUCAUACUAAUCCUGGAAUGCUCUUCAAAUGUCUUUUCCAAUACUGUAUUACACUUUUCUUUACACAUCACAUGAAUGUUGGACGCACAAAUAAUUAUGGAAAUACUCGUAUGAUUAAAAUGUGUCAUCAUAGCAGACAGUAGAGUAAAUUCCCAUGUAUAUCUAUCAGUGUUGGGUGUAACUAGUUACUAAGUAAUUAGUUACUGUAAUUUAAUUACUUUUCUCUUGAAAAAGUAAAGUAUGGGAUUACUAUUAUUUUUUCUGUAAUUUAAUUACAGUUACUUCUGAUGUAAUUAAACUAAAUACUUUGUGUAAUAUAUGUGUGUGCAAUAGUGGAAUUGACAUCAAAAUUCAAAGUCUAAAGCCCAUUGCACAUUGAGUCAGAAAUUUGCGUCCGAAAUUUCCGCACGUUAAAAAAUAAAUACGAUCUCAUGUUGUGUCAAUCACAUCUACACACUGCCGCCGAUAUUUUCGUCCGUCAUAAAAAAAUUCGGACCGGGUUCGAUUUUCUGCGUUUUCGCAUCCGUAUCAAGCAUUUUGAGUGGCCUUUUAUAACAAUUCAGAGACACCAUACAAACGAGAGACAAAUACGAAAAAACGCAUACGAAAAUUUCGGACUGUAUGUGCAAAGACCUUAACUUUAAAAUCCUUGCUUUAAUGUAUAAAUCUCACAUCUGUAAUACUUUGGUCAGUUAAUAAUACUACUUUAUGUAGUUUAAUAUUAUUUAUUUGAAUGAAUUAAAAGAGCCGUUUCAUGUCUAUCCUUCAAUCACUUAACUAAUCAAGGUUGAUGUAGGAUAUAGAAAGUAAUUAGUAAUAAGUAACUAAAUACUUUUUGGAGAGAGUAAUUUGUACAGUAAUCUAAUUACACUAUUGAAUAUGUAAUUAGUAACUAGUAAUUAAUUACUUUUUCAGAGUAACUUACCCAACACUGAUAUCUAUUAAUCUUAGCGUUUGCGUUUUUCCUGUGAUAUCUACUCAGCGAAUCAACACUGUAGAAAAGUACACACAAAAAAAAUGUGAUUCUGUAAUUGAGAUUAUCUUGACAAUGUAAGUACUGUACAGGAUAAUUCACAGCAAACGGUUAUUGAAGAGGAAGGACAAUAUUUGACGAAACCCAUAUGUACAAACACUGAUAUUCUGCAAUUACUGAGAAAAGCCCUCUGUACUAUCAUCAGGAAAAAUCAAGCUUGCUUGAAUGUUAUUUUCACAACACUAUGAUGGUUCAGCAAUUGUAAUGCAUAUAUGACGUGUGAAGAAAUUAUUGAGAUGUUGUAAGAUAAAUGUAAAAAUAUGCAAAACACAUACAUUAAAAUGAAUAUAAGCAAUAAA